CCCCCCACCCCUUGCCUUUGCCUGGGCUACUGGUUAACUAACCACUGACAACGCGCUAACAACACUGCAGUUUCUGAUGUUGGGAAGGAUCUCCGAGGAGAGGAUCGGCUCUGAAGCUUAAAGAAAAAAAGACUAAGCAAAAGGUUUGAUCACUAAAGACACGGUUGGCACAGCUACAAAUCACUGUCACGUGCGGAUGACAUCCACUACAGAAAACCGGAACACCGCUGUUAAGCAAAAUGGGCACAAUGGGGAAGGCAACUCUCGGGAGAAGACUUACAAGAAGACACCGUCAUCUGCACUUCAAGGGUCUAUCCAGCUCGGAAUAGGUUAUGCUGUUGGGAACCUCACUUCAAAACCAGAACGAGAUGUGCUUAUGCAAGAUUUCUAUGUUGUGGAAAGUGUCUUCUUACCAAGUGAAGGAAGCAAUCUCACUCCAGCACAUCGCUAUCCAGACUUCAGAUUUAAGACGUACGCACCUUUGGCAUUCCGCUACUUCCGAGAACUCUUUCACAUAAGGCCAGAUGAUUAUUUGUAUUCUUUAUGCAACGAACCACUGAUAGAGCUUUCGAAUCCCGGUGCUAGCGGGUCUUUAUUUUAUGUGACGAGUGAUGAUGAAUUCAUCAUAAAGACAGUACAGCACAAAGAAGCAGAGUUCUUGCAGAAGCUACUGCCAGGCUAUUAUAUGAACUUGAACCAGAACCUGAGGACACUUCUGCCCAAGUUUUAUGGAUUGUACUGCAUGCAAUCGGGCGGCAGUAACAUAAGAAUUGUAGUCAUGAACAAUGUGCUGCCGCGUUCUGUGCGGAUGCAUUAUAAAUACGACUUGAAAGGUUCAACUUACAAAAGGAGAGCCUCCAGAAAGGAAAGGGAGAAAAGCACGCCGACCUACAAGGACUUGGACUUUAUGCAGGAUAUGUCCGAUGGACUCUUUUUUGAUGCAGAAACGUAUAACGCGUUGGUGAAGACUCUACAGCGUGAUUGUCGGGUAUUAGAAAGUUUCAAAAUCAUGGACUACAGUCUGUUAUUGGGAAUCCAUAACUUGGACAUAGCUGAAAAUGAAAAUGAGUUAGAGAGUUUCCAAACAGCAUCAGAUGGGAAACGCCCAGGAGGGCAGAAGGUCUUGUAUUCCACAGCCCUGGAAUCUAUACAGGGAGCUACAAAAUCGAAGGAAUCUCUUGGAACGGAGGAUGUAAUUGGAGGCAUACCAGCCAAGAAUAAUAAAGGAGAGCGGCUUCUACUUUACAUGGCCAUUAUUGAUAUUCUACAGUCCUACAGGUUCAUUAAGAAGCUGGAACACUCCUGGAAAGCACUCGUCUAUGAUGGAGACUCUGUGUCUGUCCAUAGGCCUGGAUUCUAUGCUGAUAGAUUUCUGAAAUUCAUGAACUGUAAAGUUUUCAAAAAGUCACAAUCUUUGAGGUCAUCUCCUUCAAAGAGAGCUCGGAAUUCCAUUCCAGCUAUUAAAUACACAGGACAAGAAGUUCCAGCACCUGGGCCCACGCAAGAGCUAACAGAUGGAAGAAAUGAGACGUUAUACGGCACCAGGAGCUAUUCCAGCCUUGACGAAGAAGGAUAUCGUAGGCGACCAGAUCUGUUACCCAGCACAACGUCCUUAUUUGAAGCAGCCUCCUUAGCCACCACACUAUCCUCUACUUCACUAUUUCUGAAUGAGCAGACUCCAUCUGAGGGGACAGGAAAUUACUCUUACAAGGAAGGGGAUCCAACCAGUUCUACUGUGACUCUGGAAGAUAGUGCAAUUUGUCUAACUUUGGAGCAAAAUACACUGGAAAUAGAAAAUGAUGAUUCUGAAUUUGACAUUCACUUGUAAUCAUUGUGAGGAAUUAUUUGAAGAGAAGGUGGAAGAGGAAGAAUAUAAUCCAGAUUGCACAUGAACGUUGUUUUAUCUGGAGGCACAUGGUACACUCCAGAGCUCAUGAAGAAUUUAAAUGGACAUCUAGUAAAGGGAGGAUUCUAUAAAUUCUAAUAUGUGCCGCAGAAGUUUGUCACCAGACAUUCAACAGGAGGGAGGUCACAAGAAACAUUUCACACUUCAGCACCAUUCUGUAUUGCUUGCUUGCUUGCUGUACAGAUGGCUUUAUUUUUUUCAUGUAGUGAACCCACCUGAAACUUUAAAUGCUGACUGAAGAGUUUGUCGUUUCAAUUGGUUCUGAAAUUCCACUAGUUUUAUAUUUAUGCAGGACAAUAAUUUGGUAGCUGCAUACAUUUCAGUGUUGACUAACAGUAACGAAGUACCUUUAUUCUGAUGCCAAAAAUAGAUUGCCUAAAGCUUAAAUGUUAACCAUUCUAUUUUGCUAAAUUUCCUAAGAAGCAGUCUUUCAACAAGCCUAUGUAUAAAAUUGUCUACUUUGUACAGUACUCGGCUUAUAUUCAAUUGCAACAUUUGCACAUGCCCACAUUAACCGAUAGAAAACCUACUUUUGCUUACCUGUCGGUUGAAAAACAGGUUUACAGAAAUGUGUGUUCUUCAUCUCAAUGUCUAUUUUAAAAAUUGACAAAAGUCUAUUUUAAUGAACUCUUUCUAGGGUGGCCUUAAGGUCUGUGUAAAUAUCUUUCAAUUUGUAAACAGUUUGCUUGAGACAGAGAUGCUUCUUAUAACCUAAAUGUCCACUUAACCUAUAGUAUUGUACUGGAAUGACAAUGAUAAAAUAAUGUUCUGAGAUGUAAAAUAAAACUGGCCUGUUAAGUCAAUGUUGCAUAUGUAAGAAUUGUAUAGGACUUAAUCAUUUUAUGACUUAGAAAAUGGAAUUGACUGUACCUUUUCUUUAAGCAAUCCUGUGCAGAUUAUUUAAAGGUUGCAUAAUUAUUGAACGUAAAUGUAUUUAAAUUAUGUCAUCUUGCAACCAUUCUGUGGAGAGAUGAGGCAUGCAAGAGAGAUACGCUCAGUAACCCAGUGGACAUGGGUUAGUUAUGCACUCUAUCCAGGAUAAACUGAUGAUUUUGGCAAGUUUUGUCAACAACGGAAAGAAAGCACUUGGAACGAAAGCACCAGCAUUGUAUCAAUAAAGUUCAACUUAGUUCUGGAA
Callorhinchus milii (elephant shark) is the source of this 3044-nucleotide messenger RNA. It is a transcript of the gene pip5k1bb, whose product is annotated as phosphatidylinositol-4-phosphate 5-kinase, type I, beta b. The record is from RefSeq and is a predicted model, not a curated record. The coding region runs from base 197 to 1828 and encodes 543 amino acids. Gene Ontology annotation, molecular function: phosphatidylinositol kinase activity. The transcript has 16 exons. Gene Ontology annotation, biological process: phosphatidylinositol metabolic process. NCBI's taxonomy places the organism in Eukaryota, Metazoa, Chordata, Chondrichthyes, Chimaeriformes, Callorhinchidae.